AUGUCAGCUCCCGAAGGUUACAUUCCAGGGUUCGUCUGCACCCUGGACACAUGCUCCGUGAAAGAAUGGGGCUUCGUUCACUAUAGGCCGACUAUUGCCGGAAACGCCCUGUUUCUGGCCAUCAUGGCUGUCAUCGCAGUCUACCAGAUCUAUCUUGGCAUAAGACUCAAAACGAAGAGCUUUAUGAUUGCCAUUUGCCUUGGCCUGCUAACGGAGAUCGCCGGAUACGUCGCCCGGGUGCUCUUGAAUGGAAACCCCUUCAGCAGAGACUAUUUCCUGUGGUACCUCAUCACUCUGACCAUCGGCCCGGUGUUCAUCGCGGCCGCUAUCUAUCUGACUCUCGGAAGAAUCGUCGUGGUUCAUGGAGCGUUCAUUAGUCGAAUCAAGCCUCGGACAUAUACGACAUUUUUCUUGGGAUGCGAUAUUGUCAGUCUUGUUGUCCAGGCUGUCGGCGGAGGCAUCGCUGCAUCGACGCCUUUGGACAACCCACACAUGAUCGAUGUGGGGACAAAUAUUCUCGUCGCAGGCCUGUCGAUUCAAGUCGCUAGUCUGUUUGCAUUCUCGGCCUGCAGUCUCGAGUUUCUAUGGCGCGUGAGAAAGAACCCGGAGAUGAGGAACCCCGAAUUUGCCGACUUGGUCAGCAGCAAACGGUUCAAUAUGUUCUUGAUUGCACUGUUUGGCGCAACGGCUUGUUUGUUUGUACGAACCGUCUUCCGAUCCGUCGAGCUCAGUGAGGGUUUCAGCGGGGAGUUGGCCAACCAAGAAGUUGAAUUCAUGGUCCUGGACGGGGUCAUGAUUAUACUCGCAUGUCUCUGCUUGAGCAUCUGGCAUCCAGGACAUGGCUUCGGGGGCCGGUGGAACGAAGCGAAAUUCCGAUUCCGUAACUCCAAGAAUAAAGUCGAUCAGGAGGAGGUUGCAGAGGCAGUCGCCCCUCGCAGACAUGAGAAGGGAGAACUGGAGACGUCUGCAGAGAGACUAUGA
Colletotrichum graminicola M1.001 is the source of this 981-nucleotide messenger RNA. RefSeq names its product RTA1 like protein. The record is from RefSeq and is a predicted model, not a curated record. The transcript has 3 exons. Lineage: Eukaryota; Fungi; Ascomycota; Sordariomycetes; Glomerellales; Glomerellaceae. The coding region runs from base 1 to 981 and encodes 326 amino acids. Gene Ontology annotation, cellular component: fungal-type vacuole; plasma membrane.